CCUGUUGCCACAGUCAAAGCCGGCGCCUUGUUCGCGCAUACGAGUGUGUACGUACGGUGGUGUGGUUCGGUCGAGCAACAUCAAACGGAAUCCUGAAGCUGGCCGUGGUUGUGCUGCUGCCUCACCGCCGACGAUAGCAGCUAGCGCACUGUAACGAUCCGAUCGGGUUCAACGCGCGGUGUGUGUGUUUAUCAAUACGCACGCGUGCGCGUACUCGCGUAUCAACGCCUUUACCACCACCUGCCACUAAAAAGAUAGUUGGUGUGUGUGUGAGAGAGAGUGUGUUGGAGUGCAAUUGUAGUGUGUCCUAGUUGUGUGUGAUCGGUGAGUUGCUGCUUUCCCACCCUCGAGGGGGGGAGUUCUUUCACUUAGCUUGCUGUUGUUGUUGUUCGAUUGCUGCUACACAGAAAGGGGGGGAUGUUGCGCUGGGUCGCGUGUACCCUUUGACGCGUUCAUUCAUUCAUUCGUUGCCGGUUGCCCGCAUGUGGCGCGUAGUGUGCAUAAGUGUAAUCCGCCAGGUAGAAGGUGCAAUUGUGUGGAGUUUUUGAAUAUCCAUUGUUGCGCUAUUAAUUGGUGCAUUAAGAAAAUCUUCGUGAACUGUGUGAUAUGAAGUGAAAUUAAUUUUGCGUGCGGAAAUUGAAGUGCAUUUGAAUCAUCUGAAUCGUUAGUGGCAAAUGGAAACAGUGGCAAAUUAUCAUCAUUGACAUUUAUACGAAUAUUUGCAACGCGACCAACGGAUCGGUUCUACUUUGCAAAAGUCCCACACGGCAGACGAACACUCCGAUCGCGAGACGGAUCCCGGCCGGGAAGGUGAGUCGAGCGACGAGGGCGUUAAUGUGAAUCGCCCGUCGCCGGACGCAAAGAUGACAUCCGGCAUGGAGUUUGGCAGAAGUCCAGACCAUCACUCGGAGCUAAGCCAGGCAACGGCCGCUGCAGCAGCGGCAGCCGCAGCAGCAGCCGCAGCCGCCCAGUUCGGGGCCAACCAUCCGCUGGGCGUGCUGAGCAAUCUGACGGCGCUCAACAUGAACGUACCGGGGCUGUCCGGGCUGGCGUCGGGGCUGGCUGCGGGACACCAUGGGGACGUGCUCGAAAAGCUGAAGAUGCAGGUGCGCGACAUGAAGGUGGGCGCACUGAUGGGCGAACAAAUGGCGGCUGACUUUGCGGCGCUCCAUGCUGCCUCGUCGCCGUUCGGGGCCGCUCUUGCCGCCAGCACUGCAAACGGAGCCGGCAACGGCAUGGGCAUGUUCGGUUCCGGUAGAGAUGAAGCACGGGGUGGAAGUGGUGGGAGUGGUUCUAGUGGCGGUUCUAUGAAUGUUGCCAGCGGCGGAGGAGGAGGUGGUGGAGCUGCUGGAGGAGGUUCACAAUCGCAGACGGGGCCACAGAAUGGGAGCAAUUUUUCCUUCACCCUUCCGAAUGCACCGAUCAGCAAGGAUGGCAAUCCCGGUUCCAAUUCGUCAACCUCGAGUGAAACGUCGAACUCGUCGCAACAAAACAACGGCUGGAGCUUCGAGGAGCAAUUCAAACAAGUACGACAGGUAAGCCACCAACACAAAGCGCUGAAUCGGAACAGUGUAUGGCUAACACUGUACGAAAUCAACGAUGACCCUAAGCGGAAGGAAUUUUUGGACGAUCUGUUCCUGUUCAUGCAAAAGCGAGGCACUCCCAUCAACCGUUUGCCGAUCAUGGCCAAAUCGGUGCUGGAUCUGUACGAGCUGUACAACCUCGUUAUCGCACGCGGAGGGCUUGUCGACGUUAUCAACAAAAAGCUGUGGCAAGAAAUCAUCAAAGGACUGCAUCUACCUUCCAGCAUCACCAGCGCUGCAUUUACCCUACGAACACAGUACAUGAAGUAUCUCUAUCCGUACGAGUGCGAGAAGAAGAACCUGAGCACACCGGCAGAACUGCAGGCGGCCAUCGAUGGAAACCGGCGCGAGGGUCGUCGCUCUAGCUAUGGCCAGUUUGAUUCGCCCUCAGUGCAACGUUCGCCGAUUCCGCAAGGCAUUUCGCAGAUGCCGCCCCUGUCGCUGGUGUCGCACGUCAACCAGCAGCAGCACCAUCACCGGCUGCUGCCACCGGUCGGCCAAAUACCGAACAUGCUGCCGGCCGAGUUCGAGCAGCGCAUGCUAAACUACAUCAAGAUGUUCCAGCCGAAGGAGAUGGGCCGCUCGCAGAGCCCGGACAAGCUGUCCGCCCUGAACGCGAUCGACAUUUCGCGCGUCGCCCUGUGGAACAUGUACAACCCCAGCCCGAACAGUCCACCGAACUCGCUCAACACUAGCCCGGAAAACAAUAUGCAAAGUGCUCUCGAUCUGUCGGAAUCGCCCGAUCACGCAAUGGCAGCGAUCAAGCGCGAACGGGACCACCCGGUCGACUUUAGCGAUCCGCGUGACUACGGCAACGGGCUGGGACCGCCAGCCAAGCGCAGCCACCAUCAUCACCACUCGCACCAUCACAACCGCUCGCUAACGCCCCAGAAGCUAAACAGUUCCUCGCAGGACGAAGAUGACGCCCGGUCGGACAGUACACCGGUCAACCUGCGCGAGAAUGGGUCGCACGGACGUCGUGCCACGCUCGACGACGACGGUGACGACGAGGAGGACGAAAUGGAGGACGAAACGACCGACGAGGACAUGCUGCGGGCAUCGUUUGCUGCGGCCGCCGCUGCCGCUGCCGUCAACCAGCACCCGCUCGCGCUCAGCCUUGCCGAUCACCAUCUUCAGCAGCAGCAGCAGCAGCAGCAACAGCAGCAGCAGCAACGUGAGCGAGAACGUAUCCAGCAGCAGGUGGCCGCCCAGCAGCAACAGCAGCAGCAGCAGCGCGAACAGCAACACAGUCUCGCCACGCUCGAUCUGAGCAUACUGGACCGCGAGCGGCUACGCUGUGACAGUGCCGACAAGCUGAAGCGCCAAAGCCAACAACAGCAGCAACAGCAGCAACAGCAACAACAGCAGCAGCUGUUGGAUCAGCAUCAUCUGCACCAAAGGCAAUUGCAGCACCAGCAGCAGGCGCGUGUUGCGCGCGAACUGCGCAAGCACGAGAACGGUGAUCGGCUCAGCCUGACGCCGGACAGCAGCGAGCUGCUGCAUCACUCGAAGAAUCAUCUAUCGACUAGCGGUGGCGGUGGUGGAGCCGGUAGCGAUCCAUUCAGCUCUCCGCUGGGCAUUACCGGCAUGCAGUUUAAGCUGAUCAGUCGAGGUGACGCUAGCAAAGGCGACCAGAAGCUGGUGGUCACGAUGGAGUUCAAUGGCGUACAGUACGAGGGUGUCCUGUUCGCGAACCCGCUCUCCUCCGCCAACCUGUCAGCGCCGCCGGCCUCGACGCCGCCCUCCUCGUCCGUGUCGGCUACCUCGGCCUCCCCGAUCGGUUCCAUGGUAUCGCCGGUCAAGUCGAGUGCCGCCGCCCACAUCGCGUCACCCCUCGACGAGCGUGAUUCGUCCGCGUCCGCGAACAUUGACGUGGCGGCGAUGGGCAGUGCACUGGCAGCAACCGCAACCGUGACCAGCAACGCCAGCAGUAAUGCCACCUGCAUCCAGCAGCAACCACUGGACGGUGCAGUAACGCCACCAGCAGCCCUCUCGAUCACUGCACCAUCGGUUGGUGCCUCAAGCCCUGCCAGGUCGUUAGUUUCAUAGGCUGGCAAAGACGCUUCGACGACCUCCCUCCCAAGCGCUCUCUUUUCCCUUCAGUCUCACUCUCUCUAUCUCUUCUUCUCUCUUUAUCAAGACAAGAGAACGGCUCGCUGAAAAGGAUAUAAAAACGAUAGGAUUACAAAAAAAGGCGCUCUCUUCUAUAUGAUCCUCACCUCGCUUCUGGUUUAAAUGCGUUACAAGUCCGCUUUCCCUCUUUGUUUGUGUCCCGAGGAGGGGAUGGGGGGGGGGGGGGAUUGGGAGGAUUGGAAUCUUAGCAGUAGCUCCGAUAGAGAUGCUAUUUUAUUUUUUUAAUGUAAUAAUACACACACGUACAUACAGCAUGUACACGAAUGUUUGUAAGCAAAGGGAGUAACUUAUACUGUUAGCAAGGUUAGCGCGUAAACGAAUUGCGAUUGAUAAGGGCCGCCCCUUCCUAUACCGUUUUAUCGACUUGACAUGAUAUCCUUGUAGAGUUCACACACACACAUACACGGUUUAUGAUAUAUUAUAUACAUAGAAGGUACGUUUUUUAUCAUUUUAUCCGCAUAACGUGCGGAGUGUUAAGCGUAAGGUGAUCGUCGUUAAUUUUGUGGCUCGAAAUGUUUCUCUUAAAAAACUGUUCCAUAAUGCAGCUAAAGCAUUCGAGUGCAUGUCACAGUGUGCAGCAUUGUGCAAUUACGGCGAGACACUGAGAGGAGGGAUUAAGGAUAUAAGGAGAGCGAGCGCAUUAUAAAACGACUUACUCUCUAUCUCUCUCUCACAUACUGAACGAUGAUCAAAAUGUAACUGAUAGCGAACAAAAAGCGCAUCGAGAAUCGAGGAGCAAAAGAUGCAGCAGAAAAAGCUUAACGAAUAUAGUCUCUAGCCUAGGAGUGUUCGAUGGUAUAGUUUUUUUUUUGUGGUAGUGUUAGUAGCAAGUUGGAAUGUUUUACGAAAAUGUCUUCUUUACUUAACUUUUAUUGCAAUGUUGUGCGUGUAUUUUUUUUAAUUAUAUCGAACGCGUUCGAAAGCGCAUUUGGAUAGGCUUAGAGGAGGGACAAACAGAGGAGAGAGUGAGUGAGAGAGAAAUAAAGAGAGAGACAGAGAGACAGAGAGAGAAACAGAGGCAAAUGUCCUGAGAUACUAAACCCUCGCGAACGAUUUAAUUAAGUGCUUAAGUUUUACUCUUACUGUCCCUUUUUUUAUUUCGCAUUAAAAUUAUAAACCCAUCGGAUACAUAGUUAGGUGGAGAUGGCAAA
Anopheles gambiae (African malaria mosquito) is the source of this 4867-nucleotide messenger RNA. RefSeq names its product protein dead ringer (gene retn). Lineage: Eukaryota; Metazoa; Arthropoda; Insecta; Diptera; Culicidae. The transcript has 12 exons. The coding region runs from base 864 to 3632 and encodes 922 amino acids. Gene Ontology annotation, molecular function: DNA binding. Gene Ontology annotation, biological process: regulation of transcription by RNA polymerase II. Gene Ontology annotation, cellular component: nucleus. The record is from RefSeq and is a predicted model, not a curated record.